Molecule: messenger RNA, 1983 nt
Organism: Rhizopus microsporus ATCC 52813
Lineage: Eukaryota; Fungi; Mucoromycota; Mucoromycetes; Mucorales; Rhizopodaceae
Product: SEC7-like protein
Exons: 2
Coding region: 28-1872 (614 amino acids)
Biological process (GO): regulation of ARF protein signal transduction
Molecular function (GO): guanyl-nucleotide exchange factor activity
Source: RefSeq, a predicted model, not a curated record
GGCAACAGUCACAUUGCUGAUAUUGAAAUGCGCUAUCAACCUCCUCAAAUCUAUGCUUUUUACAUGUCUUCCUUCUCUUCUUGUUAUGGGAGCGUUCAAAACAAUUCUUCUGAAGUUGAAUAUGCUCGGCGUAUAUGGGAACAUGAUGAAACGGUUUACGAUGACUUGAGCCAUAUAGUCGAAUGGAUAGGUAAUGGAGAAGCAUCUAGUCAUGCCAUUCUUACCUACUAUAUGGCAUACUUUGACUUCAAAAGCGUUAAACUUGAACAAGCUUUCCGUAUGCUAUGCUCCAAGCUUCACCUCAGAGGAGAAACACAGCAGAUUGAUCGUAUAUUAUAUGCAUUUGCAGAUAGAUAUUUUCAAUGCAAUCCACAAUGUAUCUUUGGCACAAUUGACACUGUCUACUCCAUUAUUUAUUCACUUUUGCUUUUGAAUACUGACCUUCAUGUUGUCCAAGGUGAUCACAAAAGGAUGUCUCGUACUGAUUUCAUUAAAAACACCAUGAAUGCUAUUCGCACCCAGUCGAAUGCCCCUACAUAUGCCUCAGAUAGGCUCCAUGACGAUCAUCUUGCCAGUGGAGUAAGCCUCUAUCGUGCACCAAGUACUCACAGUAGUAUCAGCUCUCGGUCUUGUAUUAAUGAUAGCAACAUUGAGUGUACACCACGCCAUGAAUCGUAUCCACCGCCUGGAUCCAAGGCUUGGGAUAUGGAAAUCGUUCAUCUCUUAAAGCAGAUGUACGUCAAUAUUCGUAAUAACCAGAUCAGCGACCCAUCUGCUUCAGUCGCAGCUAGCAGUAGUACUAGCCGUAUGAGUAUAGUUAUCAAGCGCAGCGUAGGCACUCUCAUGGGGAAGAAUAACCAAUGUGAAGAAGACCCUAUUACUCGUCCUGCAAGUCUUUCAUCCACAAAUCAUUGUCCAUCCAUUGCCUCCACAAGAUCAUCUAUUUCUACUCAGUAUCAAACCAUUGCUUCUCAUCUUCAGCAUACAGAGCUUCCGAAUGCAUAUACCAGUAAUGCUCCUUAUUACAAGGAAGGAAUUGUCAUCCGAAAGCAUCUAUUGGAAAAAGCAAACCAAAAAGCCAAGUACCGUGAUUGGAAAGAGUGCUUUAUGGUCAUUGACCGUAGUGAGAUUCGCAUGUACAAGUUGGAAUCAUCGAGUCAGAUCCAGAAUCAACGUAGACGCAGUACUAAUCGCCUUCGCAAUUUCACCAGCCGUUCUUCUUCUGUAUCUGAUUCUGCUUCACAAGUAUCUGACUGUAGCAUAACCGACGCUGUAGGGGGCGGCGAUUGGUUGUCUCGUGCUCAAAUGAUAGGUAGCAUUGACCUUAAGCAUGCUCUUGCCAAUGUGCUUCCUUCGGGAUACAGUCGCCAACGCCAGCAUGCCUUUGCUGUUCAGCAAGCGAAUGGCGCUGUUCAUCUAUUCCAAGUUGGUUCUGCAGAUCAGAUUCACGAAUGGGUCUCUACUUGUAAUUACUGGGCAGCUCGUGAAAGUAAGGGCCCCUUGGCUAGUGGGGUUAGCUCUAUGGAGUAUGGAUGGGGUCAUUGUUUGGAUAGAGUGCAUGAAUCUGUCGUUAUCCAUGAAUGGCAACCACCCAAUCCACCAAUGAUGCAUAGUUUGCUUGAUGAAACAUCACAGUUUAAAGCACUUUGCAAACAUGUUGAAGAGUUAAGUACUGAAUUAGACGCCCACCGCGACCUUAAGCCGAGAAUAGAACAUCGUUUUUCAGGCACAAACUCUAAAAGCGGCGCCCGUGCGAUGAUCAAUUGGGAAAACAAGUCUCAUUACUUGCUACACGAAAUUAUCAAAUACCAAAACUACUGCGAUUCCAUUGAAAAGUCACUCGAACUUCAAAAAAAGGUUAUGUCCUCUUGAUGAUGUUUCUCCCCCAUUUUUCUCCUUAUUAUCUGUACCUCAUUUACUUUAUGUUUAUAUUAGCCUUCUCCUUGUAAAUAACGUUAUUUACAAUAAACUAUUGCUUGUACC